AUAGAGCAGAAGAGGAUUUUUUGUUUCUGUCAAAGCAACUCGUGUAUUUUUUUCUUUAAUUGUGCUUCUAAAUUACCGAUAAACAUAAAAUGUUAAGGCAAACACUUAUAGUACAUAGCAACUUCUUUUUUGAUUUCCAUGUGUUUGACAUCAUUGAAAAGCUUAGAAAAAACUCAGAACGCCCCAAAUAGACUUGAUAAUAACAAUAAGUGACGAUAAGAGACUAAUAAUUUCCUUUCAGGUUGUAUAUAUUGAGUUGUUGUGUUAUUGUGGGGUAAUUACGUGAGUGUUUGUGAAAUUUAAGGUCCUGAAAAAGAGAAACGCUGCUUUAGUCCAGCGAUUUAAAGUUUCUCUGAUGAACUAGAACAUCUAAUAGUUUUUGGUGCAGUUAAACUUCUACUUUGAAUGAAGGCCAACGAUGCCAAGAUCAACUGAUGGGAAGAUACUGACUUCUAAUCUGGCGCCACAUAACCUGGUUGCAGAAUUGGAUGGACGGAUGUUCAUGUUAUGUAACAAUCAGCUUCAGCUGUAAGUUUUGUGUUUUUGCUCUCACUGAUCAGAUGGAAGAACUGAACGCCCCCAUGAUGACGCGGCUCUGGGUGUUUGCCAUCAGCCUUGUCCUGAUCUCCAUUUUUGGCAGAUGUGCAACGUGGACCAAGAGUAAAUGCUGCUUCAUAGCUUUUGCAGUCAUCAACGGCGUCGGAAUGGUUGUGAUGAUCGUCUUUGGGAUUAAUGUUGCUGUUUUAAAAAGCCAGGUCAUGGAAAGAGGUCGAAGUGCUGAAUUUGCCAAGGAGAUCCUGAAAAAUGACGCAAAAAAAGAUUUGCUAAAAACCCAACAAGAACAUCUUCACUGUUGUGGAUGGACUGGAGUCCAGGACUGGGGUUCAGACAUCCCUGACUCUUGUCACUGUAUAGACUGCAAACCUUCACAUGAAUGUAAACCCAGCCCACAGGGAUCCACCAGGCCAUCAGACGUCUAUUCCAAGCCGUGUGGAGAAAUCAUUGGAGCUGAUGUUGAACAUGUGGCAAAUAUUGUUCUCGGCAUCUUUUUUGGAUUUGCUGUAGCUGCUGUAAGUUUCUCAUAUUCUCUUGUUUUAAACUGUUAAAUGAUGUGGAACAAGUCAAAAGUAAAAUAUGACCAGAUAAAAAAAUAUCACAGCUACUGGAAAAACGUACAUAAAAAUGGAGGCAGAGCAGGAGUUCAUCUGACAAAUUGGACUGUGAAAAUAAACUCAGACCAUCAGGACCUGAGAACGUCUUCAUCUGUUUGAUUCCCCUGGAUUAAAAAAUAAAAGA
Xiphophorus hellerii (green swordtail) is the source of this 1296-nucleotide messenger RNA. Its product is annotated as tetraspanin-8-like. NCBI's taxonomy places the organism in Eukaryota, Metazoa, Chordata, Actinopteri, Cyprinodontiformes, Poeciliidae. Gene Ontology annotation, cellular component: plasma membrane. The coding region runs from base 489 to 1106 and encodes 205 amino acids. The transcript is spliced from 6 exons. Gene Ontology annotation, biological process: regulation of vascular endothelial growth factor signaling pathway. The record is from RefSeq and is a predicted model, not a curated record.